Triplophysa rosa is the source of this 4326-nucleotide messenger RNA. It is a transcript of the gene coro2ba, whose product is annotated as coronin, actin binding protein, 2Ba. The transcript is spliced from 12 exons. The record is from RefSeq and is a predicted model, not a curated record. Gene Ontology annotation, molecular function: actin filament binding. Bases 292 to 1761 code for a protein of 489 amino acids. Lineage: Eukaryota; Metazoa; Chordata; Actinopteri; Cypriniformes; Nemacheilidae. Gene Ontology annotation, biological process: actin filament organization.
AAGGGAGGAGUAGUAGUAACACACUGAGCUCACUUUACCGCAGUAUUCUGACUAAGGGACCAGGGCAGCCGCUGCACCAAUAGGCUCAGUUACUUAGCCAGAGCCAGAGACAGAGACAGCGACCAGACCCUCCCUCCCUCUCCAUCGCUCACCCACUCGCUGCUUCUCCUCCUCUCUCACAGUCUCCCGCGUCUCACUCACACAUACACGCUCAGUGAGUCUGUCUCUCUGUCCUGCUGUCACACUCAGCGUUUCAGGAACAGAAGUUGACUCUUCCGCACUGAUCUCUGCAUGACUGUCACAAAGAUGUCAUGGCGGCCGAAUUACCGAAGCUCCAAGUUUCGAAACGUCUACGGCAAAGUGGCCAACCGGGAGCACUGUUUCGAAGGUAUCCCGAUCACAAAGAACGUCCAUGACAACCACUUCUGCGCCGUCAACGCCAAGUUUCUCGCCAUAGUAACGGAGAGUGCUGGAGGAGGAUCAUUCAUUGUUAUCCCCGUCACUCAGUUUGGCCGUAUUGAAGCUCACCAUCCAAAGGUCUGCGGUCACCAAGGCAACGUGUUGGAUAUCAAAUGGAAUCCCUUCCAUGACAACAUAAUUGCUUCUUGUUCAGAAGACUCUUCUGUGCGGAUAUGGGAGAUUCCCGACGGUGGACUAAGAAGGAAUUUGACGGAAGCUGUAUUAGAACUGUAUGGCCACAGCAGGCGUGUGGGCCUUAUAGAAUGGCACCCAACCUCUAGUGGGAUUCUCUUCAGUGCUGGCUAUGACUACAAGAUCCUCAUCUGGAAUCUUGAGAUCGGCGAGCCAGUGAAAAUGAUUGACUGUCACACAGAUGUGAUCCUCUGCAUGACGUUUAACACUGACGGAAGCCUGCUGGCCACCAGCUGCAAAGACAAGAAACUCCGUGUCAUUGAGCCGCGCUCUGGCAAAGUGCUACAGGAGGCGAAUUUUAAGAACCACAAAGUGAACCGUGUUGUGUUCCUAGGCAACAUGAAGCGACUCCUAACCACAGGUGUGUCUCGGUGGAACACACGUCAGAUCGCUCUCUGGGACCAGGAGGAUUUGUCAAUGCCGAUCAUUGAGGAAGAGAUUGAUGGACUUUCAGGACUGCUUUUUCCCUUCUAUGACCCAGACACGCAUAUGCUCUAUCUAGCAGGCAAGGGUGAUGGGAACAUCCGGUACUACGAGAUCACUCAGGAGAAACCUUAUCUGCAGUAUCUCAUGGAGUUUAGGUCCCCUGCACCUCAGAAAGGGCUUGGAGUGAUGCCGAAACACGGACUGGAUGUAGGAGCAUGUGAGGUCUUCAGAUUUUAUAAGUUGGUGACUCUGAAGGGCCUCAUUGAGCCGAUCUCUAUGAACGUUCCAAGAAGGUCAGAAACAUAUCAGGAGGACAUAUACCCCAUGACUGCUGGGACAGAACCUGCUUUGUCAGCUGAUGAGUGGCUCAGUGGAAUCAACCGAGGUCCUGUGCUCAUGUCCUUGAAGGAGGGAUACACACGACCCAAUAAUCUGGUUUUUAAGGCCCCUGUUAAGGAGAAAAAGAGUGUGGUCAAUGGAAUUGACCUGCUGGAAAACGUCCCUCCCCGUACUGAAAAUGAGCUCCUGCGAAUGUUCUUCAGACAGAAGGACGAGUUACGGCGACUAAAGGAUGAACUCACUCAAAAGGACAUUAAGAUCCGACAGCUUGAGCUGGAGCUCAAUAACAUAAGAUACAGCCCAAACAUCAACAACAAUAACAACAGCAAUGGUAGCAGCAUUUGACAUGGAAUCUGUACUGUUUCUCUUGAUCUCCAAUCCUACGGUAACUGGAGGUCCCCAGUACUGCUGAACGUCCAUGUGGGCUUCCUUUUUCCAAACACACAAAUAUCUCGGAAUCUCAGAAGAUCAAGGCACUUUGAUUAGCAGUGUUUAACCCCCAGUGUUCACCCCACAGCUAGUGUGUGCUAAACGAACAUUAACGGCGUGAUGGUUCACUAACCCUGUGAAAACUCUUCCAUCCAAUGACCUACCUCCAUGUACCUGCAGUGGAUUGAUUCUCCAGAUGUUGUGAAGUGAAGAGUUUCAAGUUGUAGAGGGUUAUGAACAGAAAGGACUCUUUUUGCUUUUUAACCAUGCUUUCUCUCUCUCUUUUUUGCAUAUGAAAGUUUACCGCAAGAGUUAUAGUCUUGAAUGGGGUUGCUUUUAAAAUAACUUUGUACAAGCUAUUGACAUUAUCAUCUCAUCAUUUUAGACUUUGCUAUAUUUCAUUGUUAGUAUUAUUUAUUUCGCUUUUACCUUACCUGAUACGCCAUUGUUAUCAAUAGUAAUAUAAACUCAGUAUAGAGCCAUAGUCAUUAAAACAGUAUUUUAAUAAGGUCAAAUAUACAGGCUUUAUUCAUCUCAUAGGACUAUUGAAUAGGCUUGAUAAGUAGUGAUUUCAUGUAGAAUAAUCAAAACUCACAGUUAAAUAAUAAUACACAAUAGAUCAUAUUUAUCCAAGUGAUCAUUAUCCAUGAAAAUUGGGUUUUUACUAACGUGAUCUUGGCACUGUGGGGACGUAUGUGUUGUUCCACGUAGUUUACUUUCAUGCAGUACACAGAAAAAUAUGAUGAAGUCAGUCUAUAGAGUGUUUUAAAUGGGUUUGUGACUAAAUUAAGAGAACCAAGUGAGAGAAGUGAACAGCAAGUAAUGUCUAAAUAAAAACAUCAGAGACUGUUUUCAGAAGGAUCUGGACAAGUUUGAAAUGAAAGCAACUUAAAGUGAGACAGACAGAAUUGAGAGAGCGAUAGAAAAAGAGAGAGAGAGAGAGAGAGAGAGAGAGAGAGAGUUGUGCUGGAAAAUUCGUGAUUUGUGGUCCAGCAAUAAGAUGAAUUUAUGCUGGUACUGUUUUAAAGACUGACUGUGAUUCAAAAAGCAUAAUGAAGAAUUGCUUUUUCUUAACGUUUCAUAUAAAACAAGCCUAUUUAUUGAUUCCAUUUUUGUGUUUCUUACCUCUUUUCAGCGCUUUUAUUUUUAAAACAUGUUCUUAUGUCGAAGAGAUUGAUGCUUAGAAUUAUCCUUCCACGUGUAAUAUUCAAAUAAUUAAAUCAUUAUACAGAUUGCUUCUGAAAUUAGAUCUAAAGGAUUUUGCAUUGUAUUCAGCUUUCAAAUUUUGAUGUAAGCCCUUUCAAAUGUUAUGCCAAAAAAUCCAUGUGCAGUUAGUCACUCCUCCUCUCAAGCUUACCUUAUAAAUUAUAGUCUUGAAAUAGAUAAUGCCAACAUCUUGACCAGCUAAUCUUACCAUUUACUCCAGCAGCUGUGAUCAUGUUUCGAGUGUUAUUAACAUUUUCUUACCUAAUCUUUACUAAAAUGUGCUGAUUGCUCAAUUCAUUAAUGAUCCAUUGAGUAUAAAUUAGGCCUCAGACCCACAUUGACCAGCAUGGAAUACAGGUGGCUAUGUCAAAGUUAGCUUUGUAUACAGCCAAUGCGUGUUUUCUUGCAUUUACUGUUUAAUGAAACACUAUGAGCCUCAAGCUUUGUAAAUAGUUUGCCUCAUAAAACAAUAACGCAAGCUCCUGUGAGCUCCAGCUUCAUUUUUGCCUAGUCUUGCCUUGCGAAAGAAAGGGUGCACUUUGAGGAGUCUGACAGUAGGGGGCAGUAAAAGCACAGUCUUGCACAUAGCGGCGCAAGGCCUACGCAUUGUCAUGCAGCUGACUACACAGCAUACUAAUAUUGUUACAUUGAAACAUUCGAGCAUUUUAACAGUGGUGCAGUGGGGACACUUAGUACCUUGGCCUUUUACUCACUGCUUAAAUGAAUAGUAUUUAUGUGGGCCUAAAACAUUGUACUGACACACUGAGCUGUACAAUCCAAAUUCUCUCAUGCUGUAUAAUUGAGUCUAUAAAAUUGUGGGUGCAAAUUUGGAUGUUAACAGUGUGAAUGCCUGAAUAUCUAUGAAAAUGUCUGGACCCUUUAUUUGGUUAAACACUGUCUACAGUUUUGUUAAGAUUUAUAAGGCAAGACAUUAGGCUAACCUGUCUUCGAAUAAAUUGAAGUACAUUAAUAGGUAAUCACUAUUUCUGCGAUUAACAGUCUGACUACAACUUACCAAGCAGAAUAAAAAGGCCUUUCUAAAGAGGAACAUUACAGCUGCGGAGUUGAAACCUAUUGUCUUGACUCAUGGAAGCUGUCCAUCUCACCCAAGCAAGGCACCUCAUACAAGUUGAGAUACAACUUCAAUGCUUGAAUGUUUAAGUUAACACAUGCUUAUACAGUAAAUCUUGAUUUGGACAAAAAUGCUGACUUCUGUACAUGUGAAAUCUGAAAGACUUCUUUUUAAUAAAAAUUUCAACCAGAACGAUCUGACAA